GGACUGGUAACUAAAGUUAAUCCACUCAUGCAGACGUGGACAUAAAUGGCAGGCAACUUAAACUUUUUACUUGUGAAAUUUUGCGAUUUCGAGGCAUAAAAAGAGCAUUUAUCAUUGGAAACGUUAGCGGAGUAUUGUCUUCAAAAUGGUUUUGCUUGCAGCUGCCAUAUGCACCAAAGCUGGAAAAGCGAUCGUUUCAAGACAAUUUGUCGAGAUGAGUAGGUCACGAGUAGAGGGUUUGCUUGGUGCUUUUCCAAAGCUGAUGAACACAGGAAAACAGCACACAUUCGUCGAAACUGAAAGCGUUCGCUAUGUUUAUCAGCCAUUGGAUAAGCUUUACAUGCUCCUCAUCACCACCAAAGCCAGCAACAUCUUGGAGGAUUUGGAGACACUGCGACUUUUUUCAAGAGUGAUUCCCGAAUAUUGCAAAUCUGUAGAUGAAGCCGAAGUUGUCGAAAGAUCGUUCGAGCUUAUUUUUGCCUUCGACGAAAUUGUUGCACUUGGAUACAGGGAGAACGUGAAUCUUGCUCAGAUUCGUACGUUCACGGAAAUGGAUAGUCAUGAAGAAAAGGUCUUCCAAGCAGUCCUUGAGACACAGCAACGGGAAGCAAAGGAAUUGAUGAAGAGAAAAGCGAAAGAACUCCAGGCAGCGCGAAUGGCCGCGGCCAAGGGUAAAUUCAUGGGGCGUCAAUCGAUGACCGGUUUUGGAGGCAGUGGAAAAUCGAGCGACACGAGUAGUUUCGUCGAGGUUACGCCCAUUGAGCCAGUCGCGCCUAAAUCAUCGAAACCAGCUAGACCACUUGGCAGCAACAAAGCCAUGAAACUAGGAAGUAAAGGAAAAGAUAUCGAUCAUUUUGUAGACAAAUUGAUCUCGGAAGGCACAGACAUCGUUUCGUCGUCAGGAAAACGGGAAACUGCAUUGAAACCCGCUCAAACUGCCGUUCCCACGUCUGGAGUACACAUCAGUGUCGAUGAGAAGAUAUCGUUGACUGCCGGCAGGGAUGGCGGUUUGCAGAACAUGGAAGUCCGUGGAUUGAUUCUCUUAAGGAUAUCUGAUGCAGAAUACGGUCGCAUUACGAUCGCCGUCGAGAAUGACGAUCAGUUGGGCUUUCAACUUCAGACGCAUCCAAAUGUGGACAAGAAAUUGUUCAAUCAAGAUUCUGUCCUUGGCCUGAAACAAUCUGGAAAAGCAUUUCCAUUAAACGCCGAUAUCGGCGUGCUGAAAUGGCGUCUUCAAACGAAGGACGAAUCUUUAAUGCCAUUGACAAUCAACUGUUGGCCAUCUGAAAACGACGGGCAAUGCGACGUUAAUAUCGAGUACGAAUUGCAACUAGAGGAAAUGGAGUUAAAAGAUGUAACAAUAUCGAUUCCUUUACCACAUGGUGUUGGCGCUCCUGUCGUGGGCGAUAUCGAAGGCGACUAUCAUUACGACCACAAGCGAUCCCUUUUGGAGUGGCAGCUGCCUGUCAUUGACGAGUCAAAUAAAUCUGGAUCCGUGGAAUUUACGAUGCCUGGCCAUCCAGAUGAUUUUUUCCCUAUAAAUGUCUCAUUUGGAUCGUCCAAAUCCUUUUGCGAUCUUAAGAUUAAGGACGUGAACAUCGUCGAAGACGGGAUGCCAGUGAAGUUCUCUAGUCAAGUUAUGUUCUCCGUUGACAAGUAUGAAAUCGUGUGAACCAAAAUGAUCAUAGUUGGGCUCGAGAGACCCUUCAAACUUUAUUUUACCAGAGUAGAUUACGCCAAUUCCCAUCAUGAAAUCAACAUUUUAACGUAUGUAUGUAUUAUUACAUCACGAAAAUUUAUGUCUUUUGUCAAAAAGGGGAAACACACAAGAAUCUUUCUAUGCAAGUAUUUAAAUGCUGUGCAUGUUGGCGGCCCAUGCAUGUUUUGUUGAUUAACGACGAUAGGAAACGUCUUCGAUGAAUGAAAAUUUAUAAAUAUAUUUGGUGUAGCGAUCGUGCAA
Xenia sp. Carnegie-2017 is the source of this 1960-nucleotide messenger RNA. RefSeq names its product coatomer subunit delta-like. Lineage: Eukaryota; Metazoa; Cnidaria; Anthozoa; Malacalcyonacea; Xeniidae. Gene Ontology annotation, cellular component: COPI vesicle coat; cytosol. The record is from RefSeq and is a predicted model, not a curated record. The coding region runs from base 146 to 1672 and encodes 508 amino acids. Gene Ontology annotation, biological process: Golgi localization; retrograde vesicle-mediated transport, Golgi to endoplasmic reticulum; endoplasmic reticulum to Golgi vesicle-mediated transport. The transcript has 12 exons.